Molecule: messenger RNA, 1682 nt
Organism: Lycium ferocissimum
Lineage: Eukaryota; Viridiplantae; Streptophyta; Magnoliopsida; Solanales; Solanaceae
Product: F-box/kelch-repeat protein At3g23880-like
Exons: 2
Coding region: 133-1374 (413 amino acids)
Molecular function (GO): protein binding
Source: RefSeq, a predicted model, not a curated record
AAGGGGCCGCUCGUGAUCAAAAUGGAAAAUAUUUCAGAACACAACAACACCUAAAAAAACGUACGUAUUCCACGAAAAACAGCAAAACUGAGGAACAGUAUUCUCCAAGAGCGCAAAUUUGUGAAACCCCAAAUGGAAUCUGAGGGAAAUGAAGCCUCUCAUCUAUGCCCAAAGAGGAACAAACCCACUAACCAUUCCCAGUUUCCAUCAAGUUCAAUGCAAGAUUUGAGCUUAAAAAUCUGUAUUUUGCCAACAGAACUCAUCACUGAAAUACUCUUAAGGCUUCCAGUAAAAUCACUCUUGAAAUUCAGGUGUGUUUCAAAAUCUUGGCUUGCUUUAAUCUCUAGCCCUCAAUUUGUCAACACCCAUCUCAGUAUAUGUGCUAAUAACAAGGACAACACCCACCAUAGGCUUAUUGUGACGGUUAAUCGACAUAAGUACAAUCUUAAGGACAUUUCUGUCAGUUCUUUACUUUAUGAUUCAGUUACUGAGGCAUUGGACUUGGACUAUCCUACGAGAAACACCCUUAAAUGUAUUAGUAUUGUGGGUUCUGUCAAUGGGUUGAUUUGUCUUUCCCUUGGAGAAGCAAACUUUUUUAUCUGGAAUCCAUCAAUUAGGAAGUUCAAGGAAUUGCCUGAUUGUAGAGAUGCAUUCUGUUUUGGUUACCCUUGCAUUUAUGGUUUUGGAUAUGAUGAGCGUCAUGAUGAUUAUAAGGUAGUGGUAGGGUUUGCUAAUAAGAGUUAUGACCGUUCUUUUCUUGUUAAGGUUAAAAUGUAUAGUCUAACUAGUGAUUCUUGGACAAGUAUAGAAGAUUUUCGUAGUGAUUGGUUUGCCAUUAGGUCGGCUAUGUUUGUGAAUGGGAAACUUCAUUGGACUAUAUGUACUUAUUGUCAUCCUUGUGAUUCUUGGGACAUCAUUUCUAUUGAUUUGGCUGAUAGGAAAUGGGGAAAAGUGGAGCAACCUUCCUAUGAAGAAGGAGAUAUUUAUUCGACGCUGGGAGUUUUGGGUACUGAUCUUUCCGUGUGUUAUAAUUAUCUUGGAAUUCGCGCCGAUGUGUGGGUUAUGAAGGAGUACGGGGUUAAAAAAUCUUGGAUAAAGAUGUUUACCAUCUGUCAUCCAUUUGAACCGCUGGCUUUUCAGUUCUAUACAUUCUUUUGCAUGUCAAAUAAAGGUAAAAUUUUGUUUGUGUGUGGACCAGAGGUCAGGAUUUACAAUCCAAAGGAUGACUCAAUCAUAUGUUCAAAGAUUACCAGCUAUAACACCUUUUAUGAGGCAAACAUUUACAUUGAAAGCCUAGUGUGGCCCUUUAUUAGGAAGGAACCAAUAAUGCACAUGGAGGAGAUUGAAAAAGCUCAGAUGAAGACGAUCUUGUAAUUAAUAGAAGUGAAUGCUGAUUCUAGGAAAAAACUAAUCUACUACUUGUUGUCUGCAUGGAUUGCAAUGAAGAAGAAGGAUGACUUUUCUCUGUUUUUGCUGUUUCUUUUUUUGGUCCGAAAGAUAGAACUUGCAUUGAGGUAACAAAAUGUGUGUACAGGGAGGAGUUGGCGUAGUUAGCACGCCAUGAUUUUACUGUUCAUUUGUGAUGUAAUUAUGUUAUUUUCUUGAGUACAGAGCAAGACUUACAUACGCUAGCCACCUGCAUAUCACAUUUUGUUGCUAUAAAUUUUUCAAAAUUAUAGUAA